This is a messenger RNA of Mustela lutreola (European mink), 2040 nucleotides long. It is a transcript of the gene POFUT2, whose product is annotated as protein O-fucosyltransferase 2. The transcript is spliced from 8 exons. The record is from RefSeq and is a predicted model, not a curated record. NCBI's taxonomy places the organism in Eukaryota, Metazoa, Chordata, Mammalia, Carnivora, Mustelidae. The coding region runs from base 42 to 1289 and encodes 415 amino acids. Gene Ontology annotation, molecular function: peptide-O-fucosyltransferase activity. Gene Ontology annotation, biological process: protein O-linked glycosylation via fucose.
GGCGGGGCGCGGCGGCCGGAAGUGCGUGGCCGCCCGUGGCCAUGGCGGCGCUCGGCGUCGUCUUCCUGGUGCUGCUGGGAGCCGCGUCCUGGCCGCCGGCCUCGGGGUCGGGCGAGGAGUUCUGGCCCGGCCAGUCGGCGGCCGACAUCCUGUCGGGGGCGGCGUCCCGCAGACGGUACCUCCUGUACGACGUCAACCCCCCGGAGGGCUUCAACCUCCGCAGGGACGUGUACAUCCGCGUGGCCUCCCUCCUGAAGACGCUGCUGGAGACGGAGGAGUGGGUGCUGGUGCUGCCGCCCUGGGGCCGCCUCUACCACUGGCAGAGCCCGGACAUCCACCAGGUGCGCAUUCCCUGGGCCGACUUCUUCGACCUUCCGAGUCUCAACAGAAACGUCCCGGUCAUCGAGUACGAGCAGUUCAUUGCAGGGCUCGGCUUCCAUCAUGGCCCCGGUGCUGCUGAGGAACACGUCGGCCAGGUCGGUGAUGCUGGACAGAGCCGAGAACCUCCUGCACGACCACUACGGGGGGAAGGAGUACUGGAACACCCGGCGGAGCAUGGUGUUCGCCAAGCACCUGCGGGCCGUGGGGGACGAGUUCCGAAGCAAGUACCUGAACUCCACGGACGAGGCCGACAGGACCCCCUUCCAGGAGGACUGGACCAAGAUGAAGGUCACGCUGGGCUCCGCGCUGGGGGGCCCGUACCUCGCGGUUCACCUGAGGAGAAAAGAUUUCAUCUGGGGCCACAGAGAGGAUGUGCCCAGCCUGGAUGGGGCUGUGAAGAAGAUUCGCAGCCUCAUGAAGACCCACCAGCUGGACAGGGUGUUCGUGGCCACAGAUGCCAUCAGGACGGAGCACGAGCAGCUGAGGCGGCUGCUGCCCGAGAUGGUGAGGUUCGAGCCCACGUGGGAGGAGCUGGAGCUGUACCGGGACGGCGGCGUGGCCAUCAUCGACCAGUGGAUCUGCGCGCACGCCAGGUUCUUCAUCGGAACCUCGGUCUCCACGUUCUCUUUUCGGAUCCACGAGGAGAGAGAGAUCCUCGGGCUCGACCCACGGACGACGUACAACCGGUUCUGCGGGGACCGGGAGGAGGCGUGCGAGCAGCCCACGCACUGGAGGGUGGCCUACUGAGCCGCCGGCUCCUCGUGGGCCCUGCGCCCAGGACAUCCGCACACGUGGCCUCGUCUUCCUCUGAGCGCCCGUGUGGCCUCGGGGUCGCGUUGGCCCUGACCGGCAGGCAAGGCUGCCCCACCAUCGCUUCAGGGUCACGGUCCCUGCUCACAGCCACGUGAGCCACGGCGCAUGCCCGUUGUCGGUGUUUCCCCCGCCGUGGGCUGCCUGGGGCUCUGCUGCUGGCAGGGCCGGUGUGAUGUGAGGAGGUGCGGGGGCUCGGGCUCCUGGAGGGCGUCCGGAUCCCCACGGGCUUGCUGUGUUUCAGCCUGCCGGCCCGCGUGUCCUGCACUUGGACCCGCGGGAGGCGCCGUGUGCGUUGGCGGGAAGGCGAACCCCCACCUUGCAGAACUGGGCCUGAGUCCUGUGUUGGCCCGUGAGGGGCUCUCUGCUCCCCGGCUCGGGCGCUGGAAGGUUCCUCAGCAGGGCUUUGGGGCUUUGUCAGGUCCACACACAGGAACCCUGUGGCUGGCUGAGGGGCUGCGGGCAGGCCACGGCGAGUGUGGCGGCAUUGGGGGUCGGACACCCUGGGCCCUGCCUCGCGGUGGGCGCAGUGCGCUGGAGGGUAGGGGGCGAGCAGGACGGUCACUCUGGCCUCCGGAGGGCUCGUGCCGCUGCCCAGAACCCCCUUCUGGGCCUCAGGUGUGGCCACCACACACCCCCUCUGACCAGGAGCCCCAACUUCGCACAGACUGCCCGGGUGACCCAGAGACGGCUUCUGUGUUUUCUUCCCGAGCUUUGAAAACCCGCCCCGAAUCGCGCUCGGUUCCCGUGGUGUCCCCGUGGUGUGCGGGGAGAUGAUGAAGUAUUUAUUCUCUGCUAAUUUGUACCUUCAGAUGCUAUUAAUAAAGUACAUUUUCUAGAAAAGUGGAA